Molecule: messenger RNA, 1374 nt
Organism: Aspergillus nomiae NRRL 13137
Lineage: Eukaryota; Fungi; Ascomycota; Eurotiomycetes; Eurotiales; Aspergillaceae
Product: putative RNA binding protein MSSP-2
Exons: 5
Coding region: 1-1374 (457 amino acids)
Molecular function (GO): RNA binding
Source: RefSeq, a predicted model, not a curated record
AUGGCUCCUCAGCACUCGGGUGAUGUCUUGACCCCCCUGCUCGGCGCUUUGAACCUUCAGGCGCAGCGUCCAAAAUAUCCUUUUGUCUUUCUUCCGGAUCAGAUGCCCCAGAUACCGCAGAUACCUCAGGUGCCAUAUAUGUACCCAAACGUUCUUCCGUACCCGACCCUUCCUUAUCUGGUGAACUGUAAUGAGGAGCAGAAGAACGAAAGCCUCAACCUUCCAUUUCAGAUGAUGAAGACUCCUAACGGUUACAUUCUUCAAGACUUGGAGAGUCUGACACAGCAGGAUCCCCCAAUUCCGCGGGCAGUGCCUGCAAUGUGGACCAAUCCGUCCGAUCUUACACUCGCUAAAUGCCUCGAGAACCGGGAGGGUAUCACGAAUGUUUACAUCCGGGGCUUCCUGCCGGAGACGACCGAUGAGAUGCUGUACGCAUAUGCAUCCCGCUUCGGAAAGAUUGAUCGUUGCAAGGCAAUCGUGGAUUUAGAUACGGGUCUUUGCAAAGGCUUUGGCUUUGUGCAGUAUUACAACUUCGAAUCCUGCGAGAAUUGCAUUCGGGGUUUCUUCUAUCUUGCUAUCAAGCCAGCUUUGCUCAGUGAGCCGACUGAUCUUUUCAUCGUUAUCGGGCUGACAAAAAUUUCUCUUCAGGAUCUUCGUCGUCAUUUUGAGCCCUACCGUGUCGUGUCCGAGAAGAUUAGCCGCGAUGAAAAGACGGGCGUGAGUAAAGAAGUUGGAUUUGCCCGAUUCGAGACCCGUGAGAUUGCAGAGAAAGUGUUGGCCGAAUUCCACAAUGCCGUGGCAAAAGAUGGCGCCAAGUUACUUCUUCGCUUUGCAGACACAAAAGCUCAGAAGCUGCUCAAACAGCAAAGCAAUGAGCGCCGGGCUUAUCGAGCCGGGGAGUAUAAUUACUCAGUUGAGGUAGUCCAAGGCUCAACCCCCUCGCCUUCUUUGCAUCGUCUGCAACAGACUGCGUCCCAUCUCAGCCCCAGCUCCCAAGUCAGUUAUCCCUCGCCCGUGGGGAUGGGCCCUACCUGGACUCCUGCGACAUCCAUUUCUCCUCCGUAUCCUGUGGUGAAGAACCAGCCCAGUAAUGUACACCUCAACACCUGGUCUGCCGGGAACAGCCCAGCGACAUUUGAUCAUACGCCUGUCUAUCGUGGACGGCUUCCCAUUAGUCGUGUAGGCUGGAUGGAUUCAAUCUCUGGCGGUUCGUCGAGGACAGUCUCGUCUAGGACUGCUUUGCCCAACUCUCCUUGUGCCGAAUCCCAUUCUGGGCCAACCGGCCCCCGGAAGGAGAGUAUCAAGGCUGAGUCUUUGUCGCCUAUUCCGUCCCGCAGGGAGAUCGUUGUUAAAUCUCCGCGAUCCGUUCACUGA